AUGGGUACUCCUGUUGAUCCUACUGAGGUCCUUCCCUCAGCUUCCAUCACUUCUAAUGCUGCUACAGUUGCAGCACCUGUAGGAGCUGGAAUAGUGGAUUCAGCACAUCCUUACUAUCUUCAUCCUUCUGAUUAUCCAGGGAUGAAUCUUGUUUCCUCACCCUUUGAUGGAAGAGCUUAUGGAGGAUGGAGAAGGGCAGUGGUGAUUGCUCUCUCAGCAAAAAAAACAAGCUGGGCUUCAUCGAUGGAUCUUUGGCUGUUCCUGAGGCAGAUUCUGGACACCAAAGAGCAUGGGCUAGAUGACCUGUGGAGUGACCUAGAAGACCGAUUUGGUCAGACAAAUGGUGCCAAGCUAUUUCAAUUGCAAAAGGAAUUAAGUGCUGUAACUCAAGGUAACUCCAGUGUAUCAAGUUAUUUCACUAAGAUAAAAAGCCUAUGGGAUGAACUAGAUGCACUCAACACCUUCUCUGCUUGCAUUUGUGACUGUGAUUGUGGUGCUAAGGCUAAGAGUUUGAAGGCUCAUCAGGAUGAGAGAUUAUUACAAUUUUUAAUGGGACUAAAUGACACCUUCUUUGGGGUCAGAAGCAACAUCCUGUUGUCAUCUCCCUUACCCUCUAUUGGACAUGCUUAUUCCCUAGUUAUUCAGGAUGAAAAACAGAGGGAAAUACAUGCCACUCCUGCUUACCCAGGAGAAACAGCCUCUUUCAUUGCUGCUAAUCAGGGAACAGGAGGAAGGAGAAUCAAUGAUUAUAAAACACAAAAGACAGGUUUUGAUGCAAGGAAGAACACCAGUAUUUGUUCCUACUGUAAGAAGCCUGGGCAUACAAUUGAUAAAUGCUAUAGGAUUCAUGGUUUUCCAACAGAUUUCAAGUUUACUAAACAGAGAAAAAACCAAGGAAUUCCACAGGCAAACAAUGCUUUUACCAUGGAAGAAGAGGGUGGCAAAGGAGCUGAAAAUGUUUCAGAGAUCAAUGCACUUACUCAGGAGAAUGUGACACAGCUGCUUCAGUUGCUGCAACAAGUGAAGCUCAAUCAGCAAUCUGCAGGAACAUCUGAUGCUUCUGCCAGUGUGAAUUGUGCUGGUAUCUCUAAAUUUUUCAACUCUUAUGCUUGUUUCAUGAAUAUAGAUAAUGAGUCAUGGAUAAUAGACAGUGGAGCUACUGAGCAUAUGACUUUCAAUAAAAGUUUCUUUUCAAAUUUUAGAACCUUGCCUAAGCCUUUAAUGGUCAAUCUGCCUAAUUCUUGUAGAGUUAGAGUCACUCAUUUUGGUUCAGUCACUCUUCUACCUAAUUUGGUUUUACAGAAUGGCCCUUCACUGAAGAGCCCUCUGGAGAUUGGUAAGGAGAAUGGAGGUCUCUAUUUUCUUCACUCAAGGCAGCCUGCAGAAGUUUCCAAGAGUUUUUCCAAUUCUACUAAUAGUCUAGUUUCUAGCAAGAAAUCAAAGCCUAGUGCUAUUUCCAAUUCCUGUUUUACUUUUUCUGAUCCUAAU
Molecule: messenger RNA, 1488 nt
Organism: Nicotiana attenuata
Lineage: Eukaryota; Viridiplantae; Streptophyta; Magnoliopsida; Solanales; Solanaceae
Exons: 3
Source: RefSeq, a predicted model, not a curated record